GCCCGGGUUUCUCACAGACAUGAGGAGGACAACCAGAGCUAUGGGUGCAACAAACAGCUCCUACUCAACACAGAAAGCCUCUUCAGCCUCCCAGUCAAGUGGGCCUGCCUGUGCUCUGCCKCUGGACAUCCUGGAGGAAAUUUUCCUCAAUCUGCCGGCUCAUCGAGUGGUGUGUGUGUGUCGCCUGGUGUGUCAUCAGUGGAAAGAAGUCGCCGACAGAGAGUCCUUCUGGAGAGAAAGGUGUAGAAGAGAGGGCUAUCACGUCCACGAUGCCUCCAAACUCCCCAUUGGGUGGCGGUUGUUUUACUUCUUGUGCAAGAGAAGAAGAAACCUCCUCAAGAAUCCACGGGGAGAAGAUGAGUUUCGAGGUUGGACCAUCCUACAGAACGGUGGUGACAGGUGGAAAAUUGAGGAACCUAUGGAGGCACAUCCAAACGAGGCAGUUCGGAAGAACUUUGUGACCUCUUAUGGAAUGUGCAUGAAGUCACAAACAGUUGAUUUGGAGAAGGAAGGUUACAACCCAGACUUCAUGGAUUACUUCCAGCCUCCCAUCAGAAUAUCUGACUGGUAUGCUCCUCGAUGGGAUUGUGCCAGCGAGUAUAUGAUGACGGUGCAGCUGCUGGAUCACAAGAACAAGGUUCUUCAGGAAUUUACUCCUGAAACCGUUUACUUCCCACAGUGGAACGAUCAGCAGUGGCAUCAGUUGAUCCACGUGUUCAAGAACUAUGGACCAGGAGUUAGGUUCAUCAAAUUCAGUCACGGUGGUAAAGAUACACAGUUCUGGGCGGGUUGGUAUGGUAUUCGGGUAACUGACAGCUGUGUGGAAGUAUGUGCAGCUUUGGACACGGAUAAUUGAAGUGAUUUCGGAUAGAUUUAAUAUAUAUAUGUGUGUGUUAUUGUUUCUUACACCUCACAGUGAACUUCCAAAUCACUGGAAAAAUUUGCUAAUCCUGUUUAUAUUAAAAUGACUCUUAAGUGUUUUGUGGUUUCUUUUAAAUAAGUCAUGGAUGUGCAACUUUUUUGUUUUUGUUUUGUUCUUUUUCUAAUAUUUUUGAAAGGGAUUUAUUUUUGACAUUUGUAAAAACAUUUAACCAUCUUACCUGGGGGUUAUUCCAGAAAGCAGGUUUAGUGAAGACUAAGAGUUAWUUGACCCUGAGUUGAGCAGAACUUUGUGUUUUCCGUCCAGUAAAGGGUAAGUGAAAUGGUUUUUUAACCAUUGUAACAGACUCUGAAGUAAAACUGCUCAUUGGCAGGUUUACUGAAAAAGAAAAACCCUGAGAUUCCAGUGAGCCACUCCUGAAUUAUUCAUUUUGAAUCAACCCAGCUGAUAUAGAAACUGAAACAUUUCAUAGCAUCUGAUGUUUGAAGAAUCCCCCCUCUAGGUCAAAUUCAUUCAUCUCUGCAACAUUUAACACCUUAGACCUCAUCAUGCUGAGAUAUAAGUUGUAGAAAUGUUUUUGCUGAAUAUGUCCAAAAUCAGCCUGAAAAAAAUAUCAAACCUGUUGUCUCUUCCCAUCAUUUUAUUUAAUUUCUAUAAAUGAAAAUUACACAUAAAAUUGUUGCAAGCUCUUAAUUCAAUCGUCUGGUAUUUAACUUUCUGGAAGUGAAAACUCAUGACUUUCUCUGCUCAGGACAAUUUAACUGAAUUCAUUGAACUUCCUUUCUGGAAACACCGCAACUACAACUGUACCAAAGAAAUAAGAUUUGUUGUGUGUAUUUAAACAGUAUCUGUGGUGUGUUUAAGUGGACACUGCCGUCCUGCAUUCACCUGCUGUUACACACGACUCCAGUCAUGUUUGCCUUAAACAGUAAGCUCUACCAUUUCCAUGUCAAAUGAUCAAACAUUGUGUUCAGGUAAGAAACUAGGCCUAUUGAAUAUGUGUAAUUUAAUGUAUAUGUAUAAUGAUUGUAAACAUGUUUCUGUAAUGGUGGGGUUUUUUUUUUUCAGUCAACAAAUGUUGAAUUAUUUUUGCAUUUUAUGGACUCUGUUGAUUUCAUCUCAAUAAUGUGGUACAACUUUAAACAAGGGGGACUUCCAAGCACUUUSUGUUAAACUGACCUAAUAUUUUAGAUUCUUCUGAGGGAUGUUCUUGUUUUCUUGCACAUGUGUAACGGUGUAUAUCCUUCUGGUAAGUCACAGAACAUGCAGUAGUUUAAAGCUUUAAUCRUAAUACUGGUUUAUUGUUUAUUACAAGAUACAGUACAACCAUAUCAAACUGAAUAAAAAGGAAAACACUCCAA
Austrofundulus limnaeus is the source of this 2241-nucleotide messenger RNA. RefSeq names its product F-box only protein 6. Gene Ontology annotation, cellular component: cytoplasm; SCF ubiquitin ligase complex. Lineage: Eukaryota; Metazoa; Chordata; Actinopteri; Cyprinodontiformes; Rivulidae. Gene Ontology annotation, molecular function: protein binding; ubiquitin protein ligase activity. Gene Ontology annotation, biological process: SCF-dependent proteasomal ubiquitin-dependent protein catabolic process; ERAD pathway; glycoprotein catabolic process. The record is from RefSeq and is a predicted model, not a curated record.